AUGAAACGUAUAAUUGUUCACAAUAGAUCAUUCUGGUAUUAUAACAAUUUUAUAGUAAAAUAAAUACACUUAAUCAUGUUGGAAUACGAAAAUGAGAUGUUUUUAGAAAUAUUACAUGAAGAUGGCUUAGUGAUAACAGCAAAGGGUUUGGGUAUAGAAACUGUAUUUGUAAAUAUAUUAAAAGUCUAUUUAGAUCCUGGAAAUCUUGUUAUUGUUUUGGGAACUACAGAUCACGAUGAAAGAUAUUUUAUAGACAAAUUACAAGAUUUGGGUACAAAAAAUUUACCUCGUAUUGUAACGGGUCAAUGUACGUCCAACGAAAGAGAAGUGAUGUAUCUAGAAGGUGGAAUAUUAUUUAUACCAGGACGAAUUUUAGUCGUAGAUCUAUUAAAAAAUAGAUUGCCCCUGAACUUAGUUACUGGAAUUCUUGUAUAUAAAGCUCAUAACAUUUUGCGUUCGUACCAAGAAGCGUUUGCAAUCAGACUGUACAGACAAACAAACAAGACUGGUUUCAUCAAAGCUUUUUCUAAUUCGGCAUUAUCUUUUACUUUUGGAUUUUCUAAUGUAGAACGUGUAAUGAAAACUCUUUUUGUUAAAAAAUUAUAUCUAUGGCCUCGCUUCCACACAAUUGUCAAUAACAGUUUGUCGAAACUUAAGCCUGAAGUUUUGGAAUUUCACGUGAAAAUUACAAUAAAAAUGUUACACAUUCAGACUGCUUUAUUAGAUUCAAUGAAUUAUGUGGUGAAAGAAUUAAAACGUAUAAAUAAAUAUUUAGAUCUGGAAGAAUUGACAGUUGAAAAUGCAAUAGCUAAGAAGUUUCACAAGCAACUCCAAUCACAAUUAGAUCCUGUUUGGCAUCAACUUAGUUCCACUACAAAGCAAUUGUUAUCAGAUUUGAAAACAUUACGAGGACUUCUUAUGUCUUUAACAUACAAAGAUUGUGUAUCGUUUUAUUCGACAUUAAAUAGUUUACGAACUAUGGAUUAUGCUAUGCAAAGUUCAGGAUGGUUAAUGCUAGAUGCGGUCGAAAAUCUAUUUAAAUAUGCGAAAGAAAGAGUUUACACGGAAAAAAAUGAAUUGAAGCCAGAACCAAAUCCAAAAUGGGUUGCAUUGAGUGAAGUAUUAAAUGAGAUACAACGAGAUAAAAAAAAAGAAGAUAAUGAAAAUCCAGAAAAGGUUCUCGUUUUAGUUCAUGAUAGGCAAACGUGUUAUCAGUUAAAAAAAUGUUUAACUAUGGGAGCUAAUGAAUAUUUACUCGAUGAAGCGUUUAAAAAACUGCAACACGAUAAUCUUCACAAAUUAAAUAGUAUUGCCGAGAAUAACGAAAAAUCAAUGUCAACAACUGAAUCUGAUAAAGAUGAAGAGAUAAUGGAUACACAAGAUAGUUAUGUAUUGACAUUAUCGCAAAAAGCUGUUACAGAGAGUCAAUCUACUGAUCCGGAAAAUGAGUAUCAUGAAACUUUAUUUGAAGAAUGUUCUCAAAUAGCUGAAUUAGAUCUAACAACAAUUACAACAACUGCACCCAUAAUCAUUCUACAAUCUUUAAAGAAAGAUGGUGAUCCAAUGGCAUUACAACGAACGCUAAAGGAAAGUAAGCCUAGCAAUGUAAUAAUGUAUGUCGCUGACAUCGCAGCCGUACGUCAACUAGAAAUAUAUCAAAAUAAUAAUCCUUCAAUAAAUUUAAAAGUAUAUUUUUUAAUUUAUGGAGGAUCUGUUGAAGAACAGGAAUAUCUAACAGCUUUAAGACGAGAGAAAGAAGCUUUCCAUGUUUUAAUCAACACUAAAAAAACAAUGGUUGUACCUGAAGAUCAAGAUGGAAAAUCAGAAGAUUGCUUAACAUUUGCAACACAGUCGAGCAAUGAAAUGGAACAAAAUACGCGCAAGGGAGACCAAGAAAAUCAAAAAAAUAUUAUUAAUAAAGUCAUAGUUGAUAUGAGAGAGUUUAAUAGCGAACUGCCAUCCAUUUUACACUCUCGUGGCAUACAGAUUGAACCUGUAACUCUAGCUAUCGGAGAUUAUAUUCUAUCUCCAGAAAUUUGCAUUGAAAGAAAAAGUGUAUCUGAUUUAAUUGGUUCUCUUAAUACUGGAAGAUUAUACAAUCAAGCUGUUGCUAUGACUCGACAUUAUUCUAAACCAAUGCUUCUUAUCGAAUUUGAUCAGAAUAAACCAUUCUGUUUCCAGGGUUGCUAUUACAUGGGUAAAGAUGUUAAAAGUUUUGCUAUCACAUCAAAAUUGCAAUUGCUGACUUUACAUUUUCCUAAACUAAAAUUCGUAUGGUCACCAAGUCCGCAUGCAUCUGCGCAGUUGUUUGAAGAAUUGAAGAGUGGUAGGGAUCAGCCAAGUGCUGAAAAGGCUAUCACGAUUGGAGUAAAUGAAAAUGCAGAAGAUGAGCAAGUCAUGAUUCAAAAAUAUAAUCCUCAUAUACAAGAUUUCAUUGCCAAGUUACCUGGUGUACAUUCGAAGAAUUUAUGCGCAAUUUUAAAUCAAGGAAAAUCGCUUGAUCAUCUUAUUAAAUUUACAGAGGAUGAAUUGGCUGAAAUGAUUGGAAACAAAAGUGAUGCACAAAUGUUAUAUAACUCGAUUCAUAAUAAAUGCGGUCCAGAUGAAGAAACGGAUAUAAAAAGUAUAGGUGGUAGAAAAGUUUCAAAGGGACGCGGUAAAAAACUUUUCUCUAGAAUAAAGCAAUAAUAUGCUAAAUUCUAUUUUUCUUAUUGUCAUUAUUGUAUAUAAUUUGGAAUGUUAAUUAAUCAUGAACUUUUCAUGUUUUUUUAAUCAUAUCAAAAAAUAUAGUCGUUCUAAAUUAAAAAUAAGUCUGUGAUUUUUAUUAAGUACAAAAUAAAAGGAAUGUUUUUCAGUAGAUGUUGAAUUGUUUGUUAAAUCUAUUCACAAUUUAGAUUUGUAGACUCUAAAGCAUGAAGUAUAGAUUUGUUCAAUAUUUCCUCAAUAAGAGCCAAGGACGAAUCAGUAAUUUUUUUAUCAUCUUGUUGCUGUAUCUUAAAUUGUCUAAGAAAAGAAAUAAAUAAUUAGCAAAUUGUU
This is a messenger RNA of Vespula pensylvanica (western yellowjacket), 3036 nucleotides long. It is a transcript of the gene mei-9, whose product is annotated as DNA repair endonuclease XPF. Gene Ontology annotation, cellular component: nucleotide-excision repair factor 1 complex. Bases 76 to 2688 code for a protein of 870 amino acids. The transcript has 16 exons. Gene Ontology annotation, biological process: double-strand break repair via homologous recombination; nucleotide-excision repair involved in interstrand cross-link repair; resolution of meiotic recombination intermediates. The record is from RefSeq and is a predicted model, not a curated record. Lineage: Eukaryota; Metazoa; Arthropoda; Insecta; Hymenoptera; Vespidae. Gene Ontology annotation, molecular function: single-stranded DNA endonuclease activity; damaged DNA binding; single-stranded DNA binding.